Molecule: messenger RNA, 3416 nt
Organism: Oryzias latipes (Japanese medaka)
Lineage: Eukaryota; Metazoa; Chordata; Actinopteri; Beloniformes; Adrianichthyidae
Gene: cdc42se1
Product: CDC42 small effector 1
Biological process (GO): regulation of Rho protein signal transduction
Cellular component (GO): plasma membrane
Molecular function (GO): small GTPase binding
Source: RefSeq, a predicted model, not a curated record
CAGAGAGAGACAGAGAGACAGGCAGACUUUGUCCAGGAGCUGCAGCUGCUGGUUCAGGGUCUCAGGGAGCCGUUUUCCAGCUUCUCUGCUGUCACUUCUCCUUCUUCUGCGGUAAAACUUGAAGCUGCACCUCUGAAAACAUCCGAUUUUGGAUUUGAAGUGGGGAUCUUCCCAUUCCUCAAUUUUGAGGAUUAAAUAUUUUCACAUAUUCAACGCUUGUCCAAUAAAUCUAUUGGCAGAUUAUUUUAGUUAAUACUUUUUUCUUUUAAACCCUCUACAGUGAUUUGAAACACAAUUUUCCCUUUGCCAACUUUGUUUGGGGUUUCUCAGUGUCUGCCUCGACAUUGUUUUUUUUUUUUUAGUUUUUAUUUUAUUUUAUUGUCUGGAUGCCCCAGGAUUAUCUUCAGUCUGCAGUUCCUCGUCCGGCCUGCAGGGUGGAAGCGCAGCCCAACGGCCGGCUGCAGGACAGGCAGAGCAUUACUAUGAGUGACUUCUGGCACAAGAUGGGCUGCUGCGUGGUCGCUAAACCCCCACCGAAGAAGAAGAGGAGGAAGAUUGAUCGCAGCAUGAUCGGAGAGCCGACGAACUUCAUUCACCUCACGCACAUCGGCUCUGGAGAGAUGGCGGAGGGCCUGCAGCCGUCGGGGCCGGUUCAGGAGCAGAUGAGGUCUAAAGGCCCGAACACAAACGUCAGAAACAGCCUUUUAUAGCCGGAGUGCAUUAAAGCUAAACCGACCAGCUGACUGACCUCCUCCUCAUCCUGAACACCUGAGCCUCUCCUCCGCACCAACCGAAGAGGAGUUUGGACGCGUCUACUGUGCUCUUCCCCCCCCGCCCCCCCUUUUGACCCUCAGAACCUUAAAAAUUAACCAAAGGGGCCAAAGACAUUUUUGUUUUUUACGACACAAACACCACCUAGAGACUCACCGUCUGAGCUGAAGGGGUUUCCCUUGUCAGUAUUAAAUUAAACUGAGGAGCCACCCUCACUGGACUUCCUUUCCCAGCAUCCCUCAUUGUGAGACAUUGAUAAAUGACAGAAAGUCUGUAUUUAAACACAAAAAAUGUACCAAAAAUGCCCAACAUUCAUAAGAAUGUUCUGGAUUUUCCUUUUACUUUAACCGUCUGCUACUUAGCUCUUAACUUUAGCUCUGAUAGGAUGAUCACAAUUCAGUUUGGAGGAUGAGGUUUUUUCCUCUUUGCUGCUCCCCGGGUUUGUUUUCUUUUAGUUCAGAGAUCACGUGACUGCGGUAAUGAUAUCAGUCAGGCCUUCCCCCCUCCCUCGGUGAUGCUCAGAGAUGACAUGCUCUCAUUUUAGGAGAUGGGGAAAACCCCUCAAAUCCCUGCCACUCUGGAUGACUUGAUUCAGCCUCCAUCCUUCUUCCCAGGACCCACAUUAGGCUCUCCGUGAACAGAAACACUGAGUCCAGUUCUGGCUCUUGGGUCAUGUGACCACAUCCAGUCAGAAGAACAACCAACAGGUUCUUGACUUUCAUCAGGUAUUCGGUUUGGGUGGAAAUGCGUCGUUUUUCUUGUGUUUUUUUAGUUCUGGAGACUGUUUUUCAGGGACCUUAAUUGGACCUCAAACGUCAUCCGACUGUUUUUUGUUGUUUAUUCUUUGACAAAUUCCUGUCGUUUUGUAAUUUUCUGCUGUUUCGAUGGUAUAGAUGUGAGAUUUCCGCUCUGUGCGGCAUCUCUUCUGCUCCUGGUUGGCGUUCAGCGAACUCAGGACGGGCUGAGCUGCUGCACCUUUUUUGUUUUUUAUCAGAAAUCGAAAUAUUUACUUUUCAUCAACUGAGAUUUUGUGAGAAAAAAAAGGUUAGUUUGUAAAAAUUUAUAUAUCUAAUGUAUUUUUUUAAAAAUAGCUUAAAUGAAUUGUUAGCUUUUUCAGCUUUAAUCUAUAUAAAAAAGGCUAAUUUUGGCAAUUUAUAGGACUUUUUUUUAUCAUUGUUUAUCAUUUCAAAAGAACUCAUGCAUCUUUACAUCUUAUUUAUUCAUAUAAAUCUUUAAUAAAUGUUCCCCAAAAGUCAUUUUAGGAAAGUAAAUGUGUCAGAUACUUAAAAAACAAGACUUUUAAGAAAAAUAAGACAAAAAAAGAAUCCGCUUCCCGUCUGAGGUUGACUCCAAAGAGGCUGACGUGGAGAAUGCUGGGCAUGCUGAUGGUGUGUUGGCAGGAUUCCUCCCAGUGUGGGAGUCUAACCCUACUUCAUCCCUGCAGACUCCUCCUGACCAAAAUGCACGUUCCGGAAACAUACGAGUCCAGGAAAAGGUCCUUUUUUUUACGCUGUGCUGAUCCCACGUGUCUGGAGGCUCCUCCGUCAGGUCUUUCUGCUCCGCCCUGGUUCCUGGAAGCUCCGCUCUUUAGUUCCUGGUGUUUAUCUGCUGCAUAUUUUUAAUCUUCCUGUUUGAUUCUCAUCUAUGCUUACAGCCCAACAACACUGGAAAGCACUUUCCAUUCAACCUCACCUUUCAUAGCAGGAAUACUCAAACAAAGGACAUCUUCCUAAAGUAAUGCCAAUUAUUUAUUUUUUCCUGUUUGCUUUGCUUUUGUUUUGUAAAACAUAGUGGGUUUUUUAAAUUGUUUUUUUUUUCAUGCUGCGUUUGUUUGUUUGUGUCUAUCUAAAAGUAUCGACCAUAAAGCUUUUCUGUGAUUUUUGGCACCUUGAACCUCUGUGGGUCCAGUCCUGCUGCUCCAACCUGCAGGAGCUCCUCGCUGUCUUUUUUGAAAAGCGCUUUUUUAUUUUGUUUUACAUCACAGCAAAACUUUAAAUAUUUGAUCAUAUCAGACUGAAUUCAGGGACCUGCUGGCAGUUCUCCAACUGCAGUUCUCCUGUCGUCCACUAGGACGUUCUUCCAAAUCUUCAAUUUCCUGAAAUGUUAGAUUAAUUUAGAUUAAGAAAGAAUUUGCAUGAAAUAAUUUUAAAAAGGUUUCAACUGUUUCAAUGACAUUCUGAUAUCAGAUUUGAGGAAUCCAGUGAGAAACCUUGCAGCUAAAGGCCCUGUAGGUGAAAAAUAAACACUAAAGACUCAUAUUUUGUAGCAGUUUAAAGGCUUUUAUUGGAUAUUUAUUAAAAUGUAAGAGCAAAACUGGAAAAAUAAGCUUUUGAAUCAAGAUAAUGUAUUUUUUUCCUUUAAUUUGAUUGUGUUGAAACAAGGGUUUACACCGUUUCUCCAACAUGAACUUUCAAAGUUUUCCCGGCUUCUCACUAACAUUAGUUGUCGUCAAAGUGUGAAUACUGACUGAUAUUUUUGUGUUUGAGGAUGUCAGGCAUUGUGAUGUAACCGCUUCCCCCUCAGCAGAAGCAGAAACACACAGACUCGGACUGUUUUCCUCUUCGUUGUGUAAAGAGUGUCUCAUGAUGGAUGAAUAAAUCUGCUGUUUCUCUACCACAACAAGUGUGGAGACGUUUGAUAAAGUC